AUGUCACAGUCAGAAUCAACAGUGAAGACAGCAUCGACAACAAAAAAACGGUUUCAUAUUGGUAUGAUGUUAAAUCAAGUUUUUAAAUUGUUUAUACCUUCAAAUAAUACUCAAGAGGAAAAUUCUAAAGCUAAAAAUGUUGCUGAUUUACCAGCAAUUUCUGUAACAUCACCUGAUGGACAAACAACUAUGGUCGAAUAA
Rotaria sp. Silwood1 is the source of this 201-nucleotide messenger RNA. The record is from the annotation of a GenBank genome assembly. NCBI's taxonomy places the organism in Eukaryota, Metazoa, Rotifera, Eurotatoria, Philodinida, Philodinidae.